AACUCCAUGCGACUUUUUAUGGUUAACGCAGAUGUAACGUGCAUUGGGAACCUUUACCUCCAAUAAUUACAUUACAUCCAAAAACGAUUGUGCAGACGUAAUUUAUUCAUCAUCCGACCAGGUUAUAAAACUUCGGAUUGGCCCAGACAUCGGGAUACACAAGUACUGGAGAGAGCUUCCGCCUGCUGGUUCCAUGGAUUUCAAUGAGAACUGUUCAUUGUGCGAGGAGCCGAUUUAUGGAGGAUUCCAUGUUUGACUAUGGGGCUUUGUCGCAUGCUUAGUUGUUAGUGGCGCUACUUUGGCACCGGAGCAUGUGCAUUGAAAACCUAAACGAGCUGAACAUCUGCACACCUGUGAGCAGCAGUAUGAUGCAGACAGGAGUCAUUCUGAGACAGGACACUGAGACAACACUACCAGAGCUCACUGAACAGCACAGGAUCAGACUGAAAGAAGAGGAACUCGGUGGACUGGUCCACAUGGCAGAGUCAGAGACGUGUGCUGCAGCAGGACUCAACACUCUGGAGCCAGUGUGUGUUACAUUACACAGAGGGGUCAGUGAUGUACACCAUACACACACAUCACUGAUUAAAACAGAAACUGAUCUGGGCUUCACCCACCCUGGGGACCUUAUUAAGACAGAGACACUAGACAGUACAGAGCUGGGAUAUGUAACCCAUGUAUGUAAUCUGCAUCCUGACCAAAUCAAAACCGAGACUGGUGAUGGAGGAUACCUUAAGGCAGAACACAUCAGUGACUUGAAGAAUAUGAAAUGUGUUCAUUUGAAAUCUGAUAAAAUGAAGUGUGAAUCCAGUGAAAGUUCAGUGAGUGAUCUCAUGAAUGCUAUGAUGAAUGGAGCUGCAGGUGAUCGCAAAGCCAAGACAGAACCAUCGCAAUGUGCAGGAGAGCCAAAUCCAAACUGUAAGAAGGAAGAAAUGCAUGAUCCGCUGACCCAGUGUGGAGACUUAAAUCACCACUGUCACAUAAACGGUGAGAAUAGUCAGACCAGAAUUCUGCAGAAAGGUGGAAAUGGCAGCAACAAGUGUAUUAAUUUCCAGGGAACAAACGAGAGAACUGAAUCCAAUCCAAGACUUUGGAAUUUCUGUCAGAAGGAAGCAAUUAAUAAAAGUAAAGGUCAAAUGAAUAGUGAUGAAAAACCAUACAGAUGUACAUGGUGUGAGAAGUGUUUUAAUUUCAAAUCUGCUUUAAAUAGACAUCUGAUAAUUCACACAGGUGAAAAACCAUACAAAUGUACUCAUUGUGGGAAGUGCUUUUCUACAAAAGGUCAUAUAAAUAUCCACCAGAGAAUUCAUACAGGUGAGAAGCCCUACAAUUGUAUUAUUUGUGGAAAGUGCUUUUCCACAAGAUAUAAUUUAAAUAUCCACCAGAGUACUCAUACAGGUGAGAAGCCCUACAAUUGUAUUAUUUGUGGAAAGUGUUUUUACACAAAAAGUAAAUUAAGUGUCCACCAGAGAACUCAUACAGGUGAGAAGCCCUACAAUUGUACUCUGUGUGGAAAGUGCUUUUCCUCAAAAGCUUAUUUAAAUAUCCACCAGAGAAUUCAUACAGGUGAAAAGCCCUAUACUUGUACUCUGUGUGGAAAGUGCUUUUCCAUGAAAAGUAAUUUAAAUAUCCACCAGAUAACUCAUUCAGGUAAGAAGCCUUACAAAUGUUCUACGUGUGGGAAGUGCUUUUCUGGAAAAUCUAAUUUAAAUCGACAUCAGAUAAUUCAUACAGGUAAAAAGCCCUACACAUGUUCUCAGUGUGGGAAAUGCUUUUCCACAAAAGCUUCUUUUGAUAUCCACCAGAGAACUCAUACAGGUGAGAAGCCCUAUACUUGUACUCUGUGUGGAAAGUGCUUUUCCAUGAAAAGUAAUUUAAAUAUCCACCAGAGUACUCAUACAGGUGAGAAGCCUUACAAAUGUUCUACGUGUGGGAAGUGCUUUUCUGGAAAAUCAAAUUUAAAUCGGCACAAGAUGAUUCAUGCAGGUCUUUAA
Molecule: messenger RNA, 1994 nt
Organism: Conger conger (European conger)
Lineage: Eukaryota; Metazoa; Chordata; Actinopteri; Anguilliformes; Congridae
Product: oocyte zinc finger protein XlCOF22-like
Exons: 6
Coding region: 312-1994 (560 amino acids)
Biological process (GO): regulation of transcription by RNA polymerase II
Molecular function (GO): RNA polymerase II cis-regulatory region sequence-specific DNA binding; DNA-binding transcription factor activity, RNA polymerase II-specific
Source: RefSeq, a predicted model, not a curated record